AUGAUAGCUCCACAGGUGAUUGAUUUAGACUUUGGUGAGAUCACCAGAGAUCUCCAACCAGAUUCAGAGCCUAAUGUCAUUCGUAACUUGUUUGACAACCCUCACAAAGUCCGUGUUACAAUGAGUGAUAGCCAACUUGACCCCAAUUCACCUCUGUAUUCAGUUAAAAGCUUUGAACAAUUGGGGCUAAAUAAUUUGCUACUCAAAGGCUUGUAUGCCAUGGGAUUCAAUAAGCCAUCCAAGAUUCAAGAAAGAGCUCUUCCUUUGAUGAUUUCUAAUCCCCCAACCAAUAUGAUUGCUCAAUCGCAGAGUGGUACAGGAAAGACGGCUGCCUUUGUCUUGGCUAUGCUUUCACGCGUUGAUUCGACUAUUGACAAACCACAAGCGAUAUGUUUAGCUCCUUCUAGAGAAUUGGCUCGUCAAAUAUGUGAAGUGACUCAGAAGAUGGCUCAAUUUACGAAUAUCAAGGCAACUGCAGUCAUUAAGGAAAGCAGGCGUAGAACGAUUAAUGAACAGGUCGUCAUUGGUACACCAGGAUCAGUUAUGGACUAUAUGCGUCGUCGUUUUAUUGAUGUGAGUGAUAUCAGAGUGUUUGUAUUGGAUGAAGCAGACAAUAUGUUGGAUCAAGACGGUUUAGGUGAUCAAAGUAUCCGUAUCAAGAGCAUGAUCCCUGCCAACCCUCAAACCUUGCUCUUUUCAGCUACUUUCCCUGAUCAUGUUCGUAAGUUUGCUAGCAAAUUUGCACCUAAAGCAAACGAAAUGUCAUUGUCUAUUCAUGAAUUAAGCGUGGAUGCUAUCAAGCAAUUUUACUGUGACUGUACGAGUGAAGAACAUAAAUAUGAAGUAUUAUGUCGACUUUAUGAGCUGCUGACAGUCAGUCAGAGUAUUAUCUUUUGUCGACGACGUGAAACUGCGUUUGAAAUUGCUAAGCAAAUGCAAGAACAGGGACAUGCAAUUGCUUGCUUACAUGGUGGUAUGACGCCUGAAGAACGAGACAAGGCUAUGGAUGACUUUAGACGUGGUGAAUUCAAGGUCUUGAUUACAACAAAUGUUGUGGCUCGUGGUAUCGAUAUUCUUCAGGUUACUCUGGUUGUCAAUUAUGAUAUACCUUUAGAUCCUAGAGGUUAUCCUGAUACUGAAGCUUACUUGCAUCGUAUUGGUCGAACAGGCCGAUUUGGAAGAACAGGUGUUUCUAUCAUCUUUGUGUACAAUGAACAAAGUUGGAAGCAAAUGCAGUACUUGGAAAACCACUUUCAACGUCCGAUUGAGCGUAUACCUACUGAUGACUGGGAAGAAGUUGAGCGUAUCUUAAAGCCCGUCUUGUAA
This is a messenger RNA of Rhizopus microsporus ATCC 52813, 1326 nucleotides long. Its product is annotated as DEAD-domain-containing protein. Gene Ontology annotation, biological process: poly(A)+ mRNA export from nucleus. Lineage: Eukaryota; Fungi; Mucoromycota; Mucoromycetes; Mucorales; Rhizopodaceae. The transcript has 4 exons. Bases 1 to 1326 code for a protein of 441 amino acids. Gene Ontology annotation, cellular component: nucleus; cytoplasmic stress granule. The record is from RefSeq and is a predicted model, not a curated record. Gene Ontology annotation, molecular function: ATP binding; RNA helicase activity; RNA binding.